AUGGUAGCAUUAGCUUCGAGGAAAAUGGAUGUUGAUACGGAUUGCCAUCUUUGUAAGCAACAGCCGGAGACUCUAUGCCAUUUAUUUGUUGAGUGUACACAGGUUCAACCUCUGUGGGACUAUGUGCCUCAUCUGCAGUUAGUGACUGAUGAAGGUUUUGUUUCUUGGUUCUCCAGAUUGCUAGAAGUGCCUGAUGUUAACAUUCUGAAGAAGUGUGCGGCAGUGUGCUGGACAAUUUGGAAGCACUGUAAUGCUUUGGUGUGGAACAGUGCGGAUUGGCAGCUCCCUACAAUUAAACAUGAAAUUGCAAACUUGAUAAUAGAGUGGGAGGAAGGACCGUCGCAUGCUAAUACCACGUUGCCAACUUCAUUUGUUCAAGAUCACCAUCUGACCGUACCUUCAGGUACAGUCUGUUUCUAUGUGGACGCGGCGAUUUUCUCAGAUUCGGGUAGUGGUUUUUUUGGUGUUUUUAUGACAAAUAGCAAUGGCGAUUAUGUAGCGGCAAAGAAUGGCUCUAGUAGAUGCUUGCGGGAUGUUUUUUUUGGCUGA
Ipomoea nil (Japanese morning glory) is the source of this 549-nucleotide messenger RNA. RefSeq lists its product as uncharacterized. The coding region runs from base 1 to 549 and encodes 182 amino acids. Lineage: Eukaryota; Viridiplantae; Streptophyta; Magnoliopsida; Solanales; Convolvulaceae. The transcript has a single exon. The record is from RefSeq and is a predicted model, not a curated record.